GUAACUUUACGGGGUCGCAGCUAGUAGGAGGGCUUUAUGGAGCAGAAAAACGACAAAGCGAGAAAAAUUAUUUUCCACUCCAGAAAUUAAUGAUCAUGAGCUCUUAUUUGAUGGACUCUAACUACAUCGAUCCGAAAUUUCCUCCAUGCGAGGAAUAUUCGCAAAAUAAUUACAUCCCAGACCACAGUCCGGAAUAUUAUAGCCGGACCAGGGAGUCCAGCUACCAGCAUCACCACCCGGAGCUGUACCCCGUGCCACGACCCUCCUUCCCCGACCGCCCGUUCAGCUGCGGGGGGCUCCCGGCUCCCGGCAACCCGGCCGCGCUCCAAAGGGGACACGGGCAAACUCCAGGAGGCCAACACCUCUCAGAGAAAGCACAGCAGCUCUGCGAGCAGGCUGCUCUAUCCACCUCCUCCACCACUCCUUCCCCAGCCCCUCCAGCCUGCAACCAGCCAAACCCCGACCAUCCCACCAGCACAGCUUCCAAACAGCCCAUAGUCUAUCCCUGGAUGAAAAAAAUCCACGUCAGUACUG
Manacus vitellinus (golden-collared manakin) is the source of this 534-nucleotide messenger RNA. It is a transcript of the gene HOXC4, whose product is annotated as homeobox C4. Gene Ontology annotation, molecular function: DNA-binding transcription factor activity, RNA polymerase II-specific; RNA polymerase II cis-regulatory region sequence-specific DNA binding. Gene Ontology annotation, cellular component: nucleus. The record is from RefSeq and is a predicted model, not a curated record. Gene Ontology annotation, biological process: regulation of transcription by RNA polymerase II; anterior/posterior pattern specification; embryonic skeletal system morphogenesis. The transcript has a single exon. Lineage: Eukaryota; Metazoa; Chordata; Aves; Passeriformes; Pipridae. The annotation marks the transcript as partial.